This is a messenger RNA of Fusarium verticillioides 7600, 1394 nucleotides long. RefSeq lists its product as hypothetical. Bases 166 to 1308 code for a protein of 380 amino acids. The transcript has 4 exons. The record is from RefSeq and is a predicted model, not a curated record. NCBI's taxonomy places the organism in Eukaryota, Fungi, Ascomycota, Sordariomycetes, Hypocreales, Nectriaceae.
GUUGUUCUGCAGACAGGUUCAGCUCUCGUCAUCGGCCGCCAUUCAAAAUGCAGAUCGCCUCCUGCGUCGCCCCCAUUCUUGGGGUACCAAAACUUUUCGACUGUUAUUUCCCAUUAUUUUGCUCAAUCUCUAUGAAUAGGCGCUGCAACAGCGCGUGCUCACACCAUGGCUGGACUCCAACCUAAUAUUUGGGCUGGUGUUGCGAUCCCAUGGAUCGCGGCCUUGACGUCCCUCAUCCUUCGCGUCUGCGCUCGGCGCAUGACUAAGAUGAGCUGGUGGUUUGAUGAUUACUUCACCAUCCUGGCGUUUCUCUUCGCGACGGGGUAUUGUGGCAUCAUGGUUGAAUGGACGUUGCAUGCAUAUCUCGGAGUGAAUAUUCCCGACUCAAUGCCGACCGAUGAACGUGAGACAAUUCUACAGCGAGCACGAUUUUUGACCUACUUCAACUCCCUCUGCUACGCGUCAUCAAUCGCUUGUUCCAAGCUCGCGAUUUUAUGUCUGUAUUGGCGCUUGUUUCGCAUUUCAUCCAUUCGCAUUCCGAUUAUGGUCAUGCUUGUUAUGGUAGUCAUCUGGAUUAUCCUCCGAACCUUCAUGCUCACAUUCCGUUGCGUCCCUGUCCAGUCCCUUUGGGACUACACUAUUACAGACAAGGUCUGUAACAUCAACAGCGACCAGUUCUUCCUGGGAACCAUCACGACCCAUUUUAUCAUGGACAUCAUCAUCCUGAUCUUGCCUAUUAUUGAAGUCUUCAGGCUAAGACUUAAAACGGGCCAAAAGCUGGCAAUCGGUGCUCUAUUCCUUCUGGGUACCAUCGUAUGCAUUGCAUCAAUGUUUGUACUCAUUGUGCUUGUUAACUACCCCGAUAACACAACCCAGAUGCCCCACGACUAUGCCAUGUUCUGUAUUCUGGGCUCCGUUGAAGUCAAUAUCGCUAUUGUCUCUGCAUGCUUCCCUCUUCUUCGUCCAAUCUUUGUCCAUAUUCUCCCUUCCAGCUUCCUCAGCUCAUAUGGCAAAAGCAGCCAACCUAUCAGCCGACCGAGCAAUGCUAUCAAGCUCACGACACUUAUUCGGACAAACAAGGAACGUGACGCUGAUGAAACAAGCUCAACGCAUCAAUUGGCCGAUGUUGAGAACGGACUGCAUUAUCACUCUGGUGACUCGCAACGGAACGAAGGAGUGCAUACUAUGAUCUCGAGUGAACAGUCUGGUUCUGGCCCGGAAUUUGACACAGCGGGAAUACACGUGCGAAACGACACGGUCGUGGAGAUUAAGCAGGUUGAAAGCAAAGGCUUUUAUCGUCUCGAGUAAUUUAUAUAGAGAAUCAAUAAGCCUUAUGGAUAUACAGUAGAACACCAUUAUUGGGACGAAUGACAUCACGUCGUACCACCAAACCG